This is a messenger RNA of Amyelois transitella, 2911 nucleotides long. Its product is annotated as monocarboxylate transporter 9. The transcript has 8 exons. Bases 37 to 1677 code for a protein of 546 amino acids. Lineage: Eukaryota; Metazoa; Arthropoda; Insecta; Lepidoptera; Pyralidae. The record is from RefSeq and is a predicted model, not a curated record. Gene Ontology annotation, biological process: transmembrane transport; monocarboxylic acid transport. Gene Ontology annotation, molecular function: monocarboxylic acid transmembrane transporter activity.
UUCAUUGAUAAAGUGUUAGUGAAAUUUUGUACGAAAAUGGGUGUGAAGGUGCAAGGGUUGUGUAAGGGGGAUGAAGAGCAGUACGAGCUGGUGCCUCCCGAGGGCGGCUGGGGAUACAUGGUGUGCAUCGGGUUAUCUGUUAUAUUUAUUGCCGGGACUGCUCACCAGCCGGUGUUUGGGUUCAUUUACAACGAGUUUUUGGACGACCUGGGUGCUGGGACCGGCGCUGUGACAGUGGUCUAUGGGGUCUUCCAGGUUACUCUUGCCAUUGCGGGAUUCUCAGCAAAUAUUGCCCUUAAAAAGUUAACACUGCGGCAGGUCGGACUUAUAGGGGCCUUCAUAUAUACAACGGCAUCAUUUCUAGCCAUAUUCGUAGCGUCAACGACCCAACUAAUCAUAACUAAUGGUUUUCUACAAGGCUUGGGGAUGGGCCUUUUGAUACCAGUGUCCUACACGAGCUUCAACAGCUACUUUACAAAGAAAAAAGUGCUCUAUCUCAGUCUGUGCAAGGCUUCAAUUGGACUGAUCACAAUGAUUUACCCACUGUUUAUUAAGUUUACCAUAAGCGAGUUUGGAUUUAGGGGCACAUUAGCAAUUCUAUGCGCUAUAUCAGCUCACAGCAUAUUUGGUGCUUUGGUGAUGCACCCUGUGAAAUGGCAUAUGGUGAAGCAGCCGAAAUCUUGUGAAAAAAUUGUAUUAAUACCACCCACACCAGCAGUCGACGAAGAGAAAGGACAAUUCGAUUUCGCUAAAAAUGGAGGUCUGACUAUCAAUAAAACCGACAACGCUAGAUCUGUUGAGAAUUUAUAUUCCAAUAUGAACGGUGCGAGGAAGGGUUCAGAGUUGCUUGUCGUUCCGAAGUUAGACUCUAGGAGAUUGAGCAUUCCCGUAGUUUUGAUCCCUGCCGAUGGGAAAACUGAUAGUAGAUUUAAUUCCAAUGACAACGUCUACCUGGAGAAUUUAUACAAAGCCGCGUCUGUAUCAAGCCUCGGAAAUUUCGGUAACAUCGCUGCAGAGCCGAUGCCUAUUAUAAAAAAUAAAGAAGGGAAAUGGCAAACAGUGACGGAAUAUUUGGACUUAACGUUGUUGAAAGAUUUGGUUUAUGAUAACAUAAUAUUUGGUAUGGCGCUGACGUUCUUUGCUGACUUGACAUUCUUCACAUUGGAGCCACUGUUCUUGGAUAGACAUCAUUUGAGUCGGCCAGAAAUAGCGAAUAUCAUAGCUUUAGGAGGAGCAACCGAUAUGACAGCUCGUCUUCUGCUCGGGAUAGCUGGUCAGUUCUUCAGAAUAAACAGCCGGCACAUGUUCUUUGCUGGAGCACUUUUUGCCGCCAUAUUCAGAAUUGCCUUCGUCCAAUACACUACAUAUCAGCCACUGCUUAUACUAACAGCGGUGUUAGGAGCCUUAAGGUCUCUGGUACACAUAGCUCAGCCAAUUGUAAUGGCAGAGCAUGUCCCCAUAGAAAGAUACCCCCCGGCGUAUGGCCUAUACAUGCUGCUAGCUGGAGGGUUGAGUCUCACUGUUGGGCCAGCUAUAGGAUUCAUCCGAGACUACACUGGAAGCUACGCCAUCGCAUUCAACAUGCUCACAGCAUGUAACCUCUGCUGCGUCAUACCCUGGACCAUUGAAGCCAUUAUCAGAUACAAGAAGCGCCCAGCGAAAAGUCUAGAAACGUGAAUAGUAUAGAAUGGUCAAUAUUGUUAUUUGAAUCGAGGCUGAGUCAAACAUUGUGCCAUGUGGUAAACUACUUACUUUUAAUUAUAUCGAUAGAUUACACAAAUCUACUCAGAAGGAGUUCAUAAUAGCGUACGAUAGUAUUUCACUCAUUUAAUUGUAUUGCUUCGAUUUGAGGUACAUCUUAUAUAUAAAAUUCUCGUGUCACAAUGUUCGUUCCCGUACCUCCGAAACGGCUUGACCGAUUCUCAUGAAAUUUUGUGAGUAUAUUGAGUAGGUCUCAGAAUCGGCCAACACCCAUUUUUCACAACCCUCAGUGAUAAGGAUUGUCCACCAUUAACAUUUUUUUAACAAGAAAUUACUUUAAAAAUAUGUGUAUGGCAAAACAAUGUUUGCCGGGACAGCUAUCAAUACUAUCGCCAGAACAGUCGAUAGUUCCUCAAUUGUUAAACAAUUGAUAGAGCAUCGAUUAUCCAUAGUCCACUAUCGAGCAGUAGGUAACAUUAGUUCACAAAGGUUCACCAAACACAACAGUUCUUUCAUAAAGUGAUCUAAAACUUAAUGUAUCUCUAGUAAACAAGGUUCUAUUGUAGUAACUAGUAGGUGGUAAAGUAUGUUCACCUCACUGAUCCUUACUCCCUAUUAUCCUUUGAUGGCGGCAUUUGAAACUUCUACAAAGACGAUUACGAGGUUAUGACACGAUGAUAACCCCCCUUUCAGUUUCAACUUUGUGACUUGAAAUUCCAUUCGGGACUAAAAAUAGAGGAUACACUACUCCAUAAUCUAUAAUAAUAUAUUAAAUAUGAAAGUGUGUUUGUUUGUCCGUCUUUCACAUCAAAACUACUGAACCGAUCCUCAUGAAAUUUUGUAUACAUAUAAUGUAGAACUAAGAAGAAAGACACAGGGUAAUUUUUGACACGGGCGGAGCUCUUGGCGAAAGCUAGUUAAAUUUAUUGAUAAGUUGAUACAGGCGGAAUUUGUAUUGAAAAGAUGUGGAAAAUUUAGACUUUCUUUUACUCUCUCCAACACUCAUGCUUAAUUUUCCACACUUACGAGUAUAAAUCGUGUUUAGAUUUAAGAUAGAAUGGCAAGAUAUUACUCCAGACAGGACUUUUUAGUAGAAAAACGUGAACGUUUAAUACUUGGCUUAUCCUGUGUUUGUUAUUUUUGUAAAAUAAGACUGAUGUUAUUGUAUUUGUUAUAAUUUUGUUAAUAAAUUUCUGUAAGUAAGUAUGGC